Molecule: messenger RNA, 801 nt
Organism: Cyphellophora europaea CBS 101466
Lineage: Eukaryota; Fungi; Ascomycota; Eurotiomycetes; Chaetothyriales; Cyphellophoraceae
Exons: 1
Coding region: 1-801 (266 amino acids)
Molecular function (GO): oxidoreductase activity
Source: RefSeq, a predicted model, not a curated record
AUGGCUCUGAAAUACAUCAACAAGCUGGAGGGGAAGCUUGUCAUCAUCAUCGGAGGCACCUCAGGCAUUGGUUUCGCUGUGGCAGAAGCCUGCGUCGAACACGGCGCCAGGGUUGUGGUCGCGAGCCGAAAACAGCAAAAUGUUGACUCGACUGUGGCAGCCCUAAAGAAAGCCUAUCCUGAUGCGAAGGGCGAUAUUCGGGGACACACGUGCGACACUGCUGCGGACGAUGCUGAAUCCGAAAUGACUAGGCUUUUCGGGUAUGCUACAGACGGAGGCACAGUCAAAGUUGAUCACGUUGUCGAUACCGCGGGCGAGACUGGUAGUCCGAUCCACGGUCUCCAGUCUGUCACAUCGGAAGAUUUGGCAAAGGUUCAGAAGUCACGAGUCAUCGGCCCCAUCCUUCUUGCCAAAGUCGUCCAGAAAUACAUCAAGCCUGAGUCAAGCUCUUCCUUCACGAUGACCAGCGGUGUCCUCACGUUUCGGCCCUUCAAAGCCAUGAGCAUGCAAAUUGCGGCUGGAGGAGGAAGGGAAGUGAUGACCAGAGCCCUUGCUGUCGAGAUGGCUCCCAUCCGUGUGAAUGUGGUAUCACCUGGGGCGAUUCAGACACCACUGUUGGAUUUGGCUGCUGAAGCGAUGGGGGGCAAGGAGAAUAUGCGACAAUAUUUUGCCAGCACUACUCUCGUCAACGCAGUCGGGACGGUAGAAGACUGUGCUGAGGCGUAUCUAUGUGCGAUCAAGAACAACUUCAUGACCGGAACUGUGCUCCACGCAGAGGGCGGUACGUUGCUCAAGACCUGA